Messenger RNA from Sporisorium graminicola, 279 nucleotides. RefSeq lists its product as uncharacterized. Gene Ontology annotation, molecular function: proton transmembrane transporter activity. The transcript has 3 exons. Gene Ontology annotation, biological process: proton motive force-driven ATP synthesis. Lineage: Eukaryota; Fungi; Basidiomycota; Ustilaginomycetes; Ustilaginales; Ustilaginaceae. The record is from RefSeq and is a predicted model, not a curated record. The coding region runs from base 1 to 279 and encodes 92 amino acids.
AUGUCGAGCUCUCCAGUCCUGAACGUGGUCCGCUACUCGGCACUCGUCGGUGGUAUCGGAUACGGCAUUCUGCACCGCAGGACAUUGCAGGCAAAGGCAGACGCCAAGGCUGCUCACGCCGAGUACAAGCACAAGGAGCAGCUCAUCCAAAAGGCAAAGGAGGCGUACAAGAACCGUCUCGUCGCAAAGCAGAGCGAUACUGGAGUUGUCUCCGAUCCCGAGAACCCAGCCUUCGACUUGGAAAAGUUUUUGACCAAGCUCGAGCAGGACAGCAAGUAA